This is a messenger RNA of Octopus sinensis (East Asian common octopus), 6137 nucleotides long. RefSeq names its product glutamate receptor-interacting protein 2. Lineage: Eukaryota; Metazoa; Mollusca; Cephalopoda; Octopoda; Octopodidae. The record is from RefSeq and is a predicted model, not a curated record. Bases 1111 to 4590 code for a protein of 1159 amino acids. Gene Ontology annotation, biological process: neurotransmitter receptor transport, endosome to postsynaptic membrane. The transcript has 25 exons. Gene Ontology annotation, molecular function: protein binding.
AUUGCAUUUAUCUUACAGAAUGGUCUAUUACAAGUGUGUGUAUAUAUAAUCGUGAUUAUAAGUUCACCCUGGUGUGAAUUACCUUAAGCAUUUUAAGAGAAAAAUCUGUUUAUAAUUACGGAAUAUAAAGUAAUUUAAGUUUUUAUAGUACAAAAAAGACCAGAUGUGUAACGAAGGAAAAAGUAAUGCAGCAUAAUGUUAAAAACAAUUUAAACAACUUUACCUGUUGAUUUAGAAUACCAUUUCUUUUUUAAACUAAGAAAGUAAGUCAUCUUUUCCACUAUACAAACAUAUAUAGUAUAUUUAAUAACAAAUGCUAAAUUAAUUUUUUUUUCUUUUUGGCCAGCUGAUGAAACAAUAUAAAGCUGUUGAAAAAUUAAAUUGUAAAUUUAAUUGAAUUAAUAAGUUUCUAAAUCACUUUUAAUCUAAUAGGUUCAAGUAUAAUUCCUUAAUUACUUUUAGGAGAAAUACAUAUUUAGGAAAGCUUGUUAACUGACAAAUAAGCAUUGCUCCUUAUAUAUUUUGCUCAUAUACAGAAAUAUUAGUUUAUGAAUAUUAUAAAUUAACGUGUUAUAAAUUACUCAAAAAUAUAAAUUAAUUUACAAACUUCAAUUUAUUUAUUAUGGAUUUAUCUUUUAUUUUUAUCUCUCCCUCUCAUUUACCAGAAAGAAAAAAAAAACAUUUCACCUUUGACAUUUCAGUUUUAACAGGUUAAAAAUCAUAUGCUUAAAGGAUCGAAUCUUCCUCAAAUUUCUGUUCAAUCAAUGCCAACCUGGGCCUCCAAAUAAUUUACUUUGUUUUAGUUUCUAGAAGAAUGAUUGCUUAACAAAUGAAAAGGAAACCUUGUAUUUUUGAAAUCUUUUACCUUAUUGCGGGUUAAGGGCACGGAGAUGCCCACUAGUUUUAUUUCUAUUCAUAAUCAUCAUUGGAGCAAGAGGCUCCCAUAUGUCCCGAAUCUUGCUGCUGUUAAGUGAAUGAUGGGAUCUCUUUCUCUCUCUCUCUUACCUUUCGGAACUUACCAUGGAUUGAUAAUUUGUAAACAAAACUGAAAAAAUAUAUUUCUAUGUGAAAGUUAAACUAUAAAAGUCCUUUGAGGAAAUAUUUAAAGCUAUGGCACGAGCAUUUGGAAAAUUUUGGUUAUGGCUUAAAGAUCGGAAUAAAAAGUUCCAUAGAAGAUCUUGGGCCUACCCUGAAGAAUAUGAAACAGUCCACUACCACCCUGCUCCGGAUAUUGGGGCACCAGAUUUAAGACAAGAAGCAGAUGAAGAACGAAGAGGGAUUGCCAUAGUAGAACUGUAUAAAGCAGAAGGAUGUACGCUGGGAUUAACCAUAUCGGGUGGAGUGGACAAGAAUUGCCGGCCUCAAGUUUCAAAUCUUCGACCUGGCAGUAUUGCACACAGAUGCGAUGCUCUUGAAGUUGGCGAUUUCAUACUGUCUGUGAAUGGCAUUCGUACAUCAGCCUUGAAACAUGAAGAAAUAGUGAAUCUGCUGAAGAAUGCUGGAGAGCAAGUCAUACUAGAGGUGGAAUAUGAAGUUCCUGAAUCAGCUCUCCAGAGUGCCUUCUCCAUCCAGUGCAAGAGACAUGAAAUUGUUCUAGAGAAAGAAGGCAAUAGCUUUGGUUUCACUCUGAGAGGUGGCUUGUCUUUGGAACGAAUGAAAUCUCAUGCUUUAACCGUAACUUCUGUUCGAGCCGGAGGUCCAGCUGAUCGGGAUGGCCAUUUAAAGGCAGGUGAUAGAGUGAUUGCAAUCAAUGGAUUCAAUGUAGCUCACCUGAGUCUUUCAGAAACAAUGGCCAUGAUGCAGAAGUGUGAAUCACGAUCAGCGUUCCUUGUCGAGUAUGAUGUUUCAGUGAUGGAUGCUGUCCAGAAUGCCACUGGUCCAUUAUUGGUUGAAAUUGAGAAAGUUCCAGGUGUGUCCAUUGGUAUUGGGCUUAGUCAUGUUACACAUAAUAGCAAACGGUCAAUUAGCAUCGAAACUGUUGCACCCAUGGGAAUUGCAGACAGGAGUGGUGCUAUCCAUGUAGGUGACCAAAUCUUAUCCAUUGAUGGCGCAAGCGUGGAACGUAUGUCUCUGCCUGAAGCUAGUCAGCUUUUAAAGUCAGGUUCUGGGGACCAGGUGCGACUGGAAAUCAUUCCAAUAAGCCAUAUUCAACAGCGAGCAUCUAGGGAAGCAAUUGCUCGAAAAGCAUUAGUGCCUAUUUGUAUGCCAUCUUCCGUAUCAACGCCAACAUUGGCACUUCCUAGCAGUCCAUUUGGUACACUUCACAAUUACAAUACCAUACGAUCAUCAGGGUCAUGUGGGCGAAAUUCUGGCACUUUGCCUUCUAGAAUUUCCAGCCAAUCCAAUUCGCAUCGUUCAUGGUCAAGACCAGACCGGAAGCAAGCAUCAUGCAUGUCAGUUGCAUCAACUGUAACAUCUGUGAUGCCAAACAACCAAAUUUGUCAUACAGAAGUCGUGGAAGUCAUUCUAUAUCAUGACCAUCGAGGUCCAGGCAUAACUCUCAGUGGUGGCAUCUUCUCUACCACUGUACUAACUGAGCCACCUGUCAUUUCCUAUGUGGAACCUGGUAGUGCUGCUGACAGGAGUGGCGUUAUUCAAGAAGGUGAUCGGAUUAUAUCCAUUAAUGGUCAAGAACUUGUGGAUAAAACAUUCGAUGAAGCUAAUACAUUGUUAAAAGAGUCUGGAACGCGGUGUUUAUUGGAAAUAGAGUUUGAUGUCACGGAAUCUGUUCUUCCAAGUUCUGGAACAUUUGUUGUCAAAUUACCUCGAAGAUCAUAUGGCCUAGGAAUCACUGUCAAUGCACCAAACAAUCGCAAACCUACCGAUCCAUUAAUAAUUACAGACGUCAGGCGUGGAAGCGUGGCAAACAGAUGUGGUUCUAUACAGCCAAGUGAUAAACUUUUAGCCAUCAAUGAUAUUCGAAUGGAGCCUUGUUGUGCAGAUGAGGCUGCUAAUUUGUUGGAGACUGCAGAUGAUAUCAUUGUACUAAAGAUUCGAAGAGAUGAUCCUUAUGGAGAUGAAGAUUCUGAAGACUGUGUGACAUAUACUGUUGAGUUACAGAAACGUGGUGGAGUUCUUGGAAUUACAAUAUCUGGCACUGAUAAUCCUAUGGAUCCUAUUACCAUUUCUGGUUUAACAGAAGGUGGAUUAGCAGAAAGGGAUGCAACUGGUGCCAUCCAUGUUGGAGACAAGCUUCUGGCAAUCAAUGGCAACACAACCAGAGGAUGUAAUUUGUCUGAAGCUAUAAACAUGUUGCAGCUUGCUGGAGAUUUAGUGACGUUAAAAAUCUCUCGAACUGUAGAAAAAACUACAACAAAGAAAAGGUUUGAAAAUGGCAAGAGAGGUUAUUCCUUUCAUGCCACUGAAAUCAUCAGGCAAGAACUGUCUUCUUUCGGUAUUCAGCAAGCAUCACCACUGCGCCACCAAGUAACUCAUCAACUUCCACCUCCUCCACCUCAGCAUCUUCGUCAAUUGUCACGACAGCCUGCUCGAUGCCGCCGGCCAAUCUCUUCAGCAUUGGCACUGAUGUCGGCAUCAGCAAGCCAGAGGAACAGUCGUGGCAGCCACUACAGACAUUCGGAUGAGACUUGUUCAGUCAAUAGCUUCAAAUACCAAUCUUACCAAACCAACACAGAGAACAGGCCAAAAGGUGUUGAGCGUGAAGAUUAUUCCCACAAGACUGCUACUCCCAUUCCAAGUGUGGACAGUGCUUUGGAGUCUUGGGGAAGUUCUGGGUUGGAGAGUUUCAAUCAGAAUUCAAAUAUACAUACCGUUCUUGUGACCAAAAAUGGCAGCAGCAGUAUAAACCACAGUCCAGAUAAAUCAGCCACAUUACCAGCUGAUUUCCGCAGUUAUCCAGAUUCCAUAGAGUCAUCUUCAGAGGCAGAUGGUAGCAUGGAAGGCAACUCUACCCAUCAUCACUACACUGAUGAUGGAUGGCAGGACAAUGAGAGCAACCAAAGUUACGAGGACAGCAGUGAUAAUGAGAAAGCUGAUGAAUGGUCAAGGACAUGCGAUGACCUUGAAAACACUGACACCUCAGAGAUGCUACGACAGAUAGGAGCAAGUCUUAGGCAAAGGAGCGUUGCGAGUCUACAUAAGAUACGAUCCCGUGAAGGGAGACGGAAACCAAAGAAAAGCAACUGCCACUGUGCCCAGGGCAACGAUAACAUCAUAGCUUCAUCUCUUACAAAUACAUGUACCGAUUUAGUACCAGCAACAUUUGAUGAGCAGGUACAAACCAUUUUUUCCCCUACCCCAAUUGAACUUCACAAGUUUACAAUCGCUAAAGAAAAUGCCACAGAAGAUUUCGGUUUCAGCUUAUCAGAAGGAAUGUACGAAAAGGGAGUUUAUAUCAGUGCCAUUAGACCUGGAAGUCUGGCAGAGAAGUCUGGUCUCUUGCAAUAUGACCGGAUUCUUCAGGUGAAUAAUGUGAAAACUCGAGAUUUUGAUUGCCGCCUUGUAGUACCAGUUAUUGCCGAGGCUGGCAGCUGUUUAGAGUUGGUUGUAAGCCGAAAUCCUCUGGCAGAUGCAUCAAAUGAAGGGAGAGCUUAUAUGUUAAAUAAUAAGAAACCUUUGAAAUCUUUAUGAAAUAUAAGAAAGGACUAAUUCUAUACCAAUUUUCAAGGUUUCAGUUUUCAUGACCUCAUUUUUUUAAAACAUGAAAUUCAUUGAGCUUGCUAUGAGAUUUUUGGGAUUAAUCUGUGUGUCUCAUACUUUGUACUCCAGGAAUAUACCGGAAACAAUCUAAUUUUCAAACCUAACAAAGAAAAUGUUUUAGAUUGCUAAGUAAAUAUGAUGAUACAAGCGUGUGCGUUGGAUUAAUCUACAGCAUACUAAAUAUAUUGUAUCAUUGCUAAGUAAAUAUCUGUCAAAACGAGGAAGGGAAUAUGUGAGAUAAUCUUACACAUAUGUUACUUAACAAACAUCCCCAAGAGAGAACGAGAGAGAGAGAAGUGUGUGUAUAUCGUUGUUAUUGUUGUUUGUUUUGUUUAUUUUUAAAAAUUUUAUUAAAAAAAAUUAUUUAUUCAUCAUUUGCCGUUUGGUGAACGUUUAAAGAACUGAUUUUACAGGAAUCAAUUAAAGGAAGAAAUGAAGACAAGAUUUUUUUUUUUGAAAGAGCAGCAGUAAAUCAUGUACAACAAUUAAGACCAAGUUAAUUAACUUUGAAAGUAGCAAUAGAAGAGACGGUGCUUACAAGCUAACGACUAAACCAAACUGCUACACUAGUUAUCUUUUCAAAUUCAUGUGGGACAUUACAUGAGUGGGAAAAUUGCUUAACUCUUUUGGUACCAAUCCAACUAAGACUGUCCUUGGUUCUUUGAUAUAAGCUUCCUGGUUUAAAGUGAUAUAAAAAUUAAAACCUUUCAUUAAAAUGUCAUGUUAAUUUAUGUUCUGAACUUCAGCUUAAUAAUGACAAAUUUAUUUUAAUAAAUUCAUCGUUAUUUUCCAAAUUAAUUGAAACAAAGGCAAUGUAUUGCAACAGAAUAUGGUAGCAAAAGGGUUAACUGAUAUAUGUGUGUGUGUGUGUGUGUGCAAACUCCAUCUUACACAGCUUGCUGAUGAAGCAAUGAAGCUGUCUGUCUCUCUUUCUCUCUCUCUCUCUCUCCAUUGAACUGAAUUUUAAAUAUAGAUAUGAAAUAAAUUCCACAAUACUCAGUCAACAAAAUGAUAUUCAGUGGCAGAAAAGAAAUAAAGAAGAGGCCAUGGAACUGGACUCUUAAGAAACGGUUCCUAUUGAUAAUUGAUGGCCUUUCAAACAUGUGUUACCAACACAAAUUUGUAAAAUUUGGACAAUUAACCAAAUGUAUAUUGCUGUGAUUGUUUAGUUAUCUGUAUAUUUCUGUGUGUGUGUGUGUUGUUGUUUUUUUUCUUUGCAGGAAUGGCCUUCAUAUUGUCAGUAAGUAACUAGAAAAAGAGUUCUGUGAAACAUAACCAAAAAAAAAAAAAUCAUAACUAUUUGUCAUAAUUAAACAAAAACAAGCUUGCAUUCUUACCGUCAUCGAUUCCUACAGUAUAUUAUGUUUCUGCGACAAACUUUUUCAUUCUUGCUGCCAGAUUUGCUUUUCAGUUGUCCUCCUCAUAACAUUUGGGUCUGCCUUGACCGUGAAUGAUUAAAAAGAACAAAAAAAAGACCA